CAGACAGGCUCGUGCUCGCUCAGGCUCACUACUCCUCUGCAGCUUGGCUGGGCAGCCCGGUCCAUCUGUGACACCUUGUGGCCUCCUCCUGGCCUCUGUGCCCCCAGGCAGAAGACAGCUGCCCUGCCCCAGCCCUGCCUGGGCUAGCCUGCUUCUGGCAUCCUCUUGGCCCUCUCAGACUCAUCCAAUGCUGUUGCUUCCCUUUUCCCACAAGUGGGUUUCUGGGUGGGGCAGCUGCUCCUUCUCCUCCUCCAGGGAGCCUUCAUGGACUCCUCCCUCCAUCCUACCCCCAAGAGUCUUUCUGGCUGGCCCCACACAGCUGGGCAUCUGGUAGGCCCUAUGCUGGGGCCUCAGUUCUCCCAGAAGCCCCACUGGAGUGUACCCGACCCUCCCAGGAGACCCUGGAGUGCAGGAGAGGGGAAGGGGUUGGCACAGAAGGUGAGGAAGGGAGUAGAGGAGACUUUGGCCAGGCGCAGGUAGGGGAGGGGCUGUUGGGGCUGGAGACCCACUCAGGCAGGCCCCCCAGGACUGAACAAUGCUUCUUCCCAGGGAGUCCCUGGCAACAGAGGGGUCCACUAGUGAGGUCACAGAACUCUCUGGGGGAAGAGCCCUUGGGGAAGGGAGUCCUGAGUCUCUGAAAAUGAAUUUUGACCAGAAGGCGGUGAAAUUCCUGGCAAAUUUUUACAUCAAUGGGGGCAAACACUGGACCCAUGGACCUCUAAGGCAGCAGCCACUAGAGCCCGGCCAGCCCAGUGCUGUGGUGCUGUUGUCAGGCUCAGAGCCAGGGACGUACUGGGAGAUGUGGUCCUCAAAGACCAAGGAGGUCCCAGCCGUCCUCCGGAUACAUAGGGGCACCACCCAGGACUUCUCACCUACCUACACCCAGACCCUGAGGGAGCUGCUGCUGAAGCGGCGGCCCCCCAUCGUGACCGACCUGGAUGUCCCCGGCCCCGCCAAGUACGAGGUGCCCAGUGCGUCCGUGCGCGAAUCCUCUCCGCAUCCCCGCUACAGCAUAGGCCACAAGCACCAGGGCCGAGAGGGCGGCGGCCGCCGCGCGUGGCAGACCCCCUGGCUCCAGAGCGAAAGCCCCUUCACUCAGAAGGUCGACUUCAACCGGGAGCAAAAGUGGCCUUCGCCGGCCGACCACGUGCCUGUCAGCCGGUCGGCCUGCCCUGCCUUCAGCUUCGGGGGCCGCAGGCCCUCCUCCCAGACGGCGGUGGGCCAGGCGCGCCCCAGGCUGCUUGGGACCGGAGUGCCGCGCCUCCGAGCCCAGUCCCUGAUCCAGGGUUCCCUGCGGGCGCCUGGCGAGAGGCGCCCCGCCCCCAAUACCUACGAUAUCCUCCCGGGGUGCAGUAUGCAGAGCGCCCGCUCGCCUGCCUUCUCCAUGAGCCGCUCCCCUGCGUUCGCCUCUUGGUUCCGCUCCUCUCAGACCCCGGGCCCGGGCCCGGCCGCCUACCAGGUGGAGGACUGCUACAACUCAUGCUUCCCCUCCUCGCCGGGAGUGGUCAUCCAGGGCGUGCGCAGGCCCAAGCGGCACGACACAGGCCCCUUCUGCACGCUCUAGAGCCCACUGGGCACAGCCUGCCCGGCCGGUUAUCAAGUGGCCUCCUUUGGGGCUUCCCCCGGCCUGCCUCUGCAACUCGGCUCCCCUGGCCUGGCCCUCUGACCCUCUGGGCACCCCUGAACCACCUUCCUGGCCAGCUGAUGCUUCUGUGGGCUGUGGACAAGGAGAGCCCAGCCCAGAGCCCCCACCUGCCCAUCCCCCCAUUAUACAGAGAUUUGUUGGUUCUUCUGAA
Molecule: messenger RNA, 1796 nt
Organism: Microcebus murinus (gray mouse lemur)
Lineage: Eukaryota; Metazoa; Chordata; Mammalia; Primates; Cheirogaleidae
Gene: STPG3
Product: sperm-tail PG-rich repeat containing 3
Cellular component (GO): cytoskeleton
Source: RefSeq, a predicted model, not a curated record